GAUCUUUUUUAGUCUAUGGUGCUCAAGUUUCUUGAAGAAGCGUCACCGUCAUUCAUUGUGUUUUGUAAAAUCAAAAUACUUCAUUUUCAUUGAUAACAACAAAUAGGUACAUCUUUUAAAAACCACAAUGUCGAAAGCUCAUCCUCCAGAAUUGAAAAAGUUCAUGGACAAGAAACUUUCCAUCAAACUCAAUGCCGGUAGAGCGGUCACAGGCGUUCUGCGGGGUUUCGAUCCUUUUAUGAAUUUGGUUCUCGAUGAAUCCGUGGAGGAAUGCAAGGACGGACAACGUAAUAAUAUUGGCAUGGUGGUCAUUCGUGGAAACAGCAUCAUUAUGUUGGAGUCACUAGAUAGGAUAUAGUAUAGCAUAGUUUCAUUCCUUAAGUUAAGAUUUAAUGUUAAUACAACUGUAUCAGACACUUUCAACUCCUGUUUUUGAAAUAAAAUUAACUAAGUAACUGAUAACACAUAGCUAAAUUCUGUAAUUUUGAUAAUUAGAUUGUAAUUUUUAUUUGGGUAUUACUGUUUGUGAACUCCGCUGCUAGACAUAUGCCUCUUGUAAGAACAAAAAACAUAUCUCCAGCUGCCUAUAUCCAGCGGAUAAUUUAUUUGUCCACCUAAUGGAUGGUCGUGCUAACACUGUGCUAUCAAGUUCAGGGUCACCGUUCUUGCACCUUGGUCAGAGACCAUAGGCUCUUUGAACCCUGUGCCCGUCCACUGUCACUUCAGCUUAGUAACUCUGAACUCGAUACAGGUGUUUCUAAUAGUUCUUAAUGUAACAUUGGUGUACUGAGAAUUGAAACCAAAAGUUUUAUUGUAUUGAGCAAAUUGUAUUCCAGUGAAGUUCAACAUUAGCUGUAAAAAAAAGAAAUUUUGUUCUGAAUUUAGUAAUAUUUAAUAAUAACUGGUAAUAAAAACCAAGUCUGGAACUAUUUCUCAUGUGUGAUAACAAUAUUAUUAAAGUAAGAUUUCAUUUAA
Bicyclus anynana (squinting bush brown) is the source of this 975-nucleotide messenger RNA. RefSeq names its product probable small nuclear ribonucleoprotein G (gene SNRPG). The record is from RefSeq and is a predicted model, not a curated record. Gene Ontology annotation, molecular function: RNA binding. Gene Ontology annotation, biological process: mRNA splicing, via spliceosome; spliceosomal snRNP assembly. NCBI's taxonomy places the organism in Eukaryota, Metazoa, Arthropoda, Insecta, Lepidoptera, Nymphalidae. The transcript has 3 exons. The coding region runs from base 128 to 358 and encodes 76 amino acids. Gene Ontology annotation, cellular component: U1 snRNP; U5 snRNP; P granule.